GGUAGGGACGCAGCGGGCGCACUGGGCGUGUGCGUGGACUUCCGGCUACGUCACGAUUUCUCCUCCAGGACCGAGGAGGCACCGGGAUGAGCCGGAUAGAAGCACCGGGGGAAAUGGGAGCGUGCCAGUGACCGGAGAGGUACGCGAAACGCAGACCCGUGAUCCGAAGACCUGACCGAGUGGGGCGGGACUCUCUCUUGGGGCGCCAGAGACAGCGUUCAACUUAGAGUAAUACCGUUUGUAUGAAGCCACAGGGGUGACCGUUCGUGCAACUAUGAGCCGUGGCAAACGUGACAGCAACUUCUCUGUCUUCGAGAUUGGAGACUCCACUUUCAAUGUUCUUAAACGCUACCAAAACCUGAAGCCUAUUGGAUCUGGAGCACAGGGGAUAGUAUGUGCCGCAUAUGAUACAGUUCUAGAGAGACAUGUUGCUAUCAAAAAGCUGAGUCGGCCCUUCCAGAACCAAACCCACGCUAAGAGAGCUUAUCGAGAGCUUGUACUCAUGAAAUGUGUCAAUCACAAGAAUAUAAUUGGACUCCUAAAUGUCUUUACACCACAGAAAUCUCUGGAAGAGUUUCAAGACUUGUACAUUGUGAUGGAACUUAUGGAUGCCAACUUAUGCCAAGUGAUACAGAUGGAACUGGAUCAUGAGCGAAUGUCCUACCUACUGUACCAAAUGCUUUGUGGCAUUAAACACCUACACUCUGCAGGGAUCAUCCACCGGGACUUAAAACCAAGUAAUAUUGUAGUAAAAUCUGACUGCACCCUUAAGAUUCUGGACUUUGGCCUUGCCCGGACAGCAGGAACAAGCUUCAUGAUGACCCCUUACGUGGUCACACGUUACUACAGAGCUCCAGAAGUGAUCCUCGGAAUGGGAUACAAGGAAAACGUGGACUUGUGGUCGGUGGGGUGCAUUAUGGGAGAAAUGAUAUGCCACAAGAUUCUCUUCCCGGGAAGGGACUAUAUUGAUCAGUGGAACAAAGUGAUUGAGCAACUGGGAACGCCCUGUCCAGAAUUCAUGAAGAAGCUACAGCCUACAGUGAGGACAUAUGUGGAAAACAGGCCCAAAUAUGCAGGCUACAGCUUUGAGAAACUGUUCCCAGAUGUUCUGUUUCCUGCAGACUCUGAGCACAACAAAUUAAAAGCCAGUCAAGCCAGAGAUCUGCUAUCCAAGAUGUUAGUUAUUGAUGCUUCGAAGAGGAUCUCUGUUGAUGACGCCUUGCUUCACCCUUACAUCAACGUCUGGUAUGACUCUCUAGAGGCUGAAGCGCCUCCACCAAAGAUCCCAGACAAACAGCUAGAUGAGCGAGAACACACAAUAGAGGAAUGGAAAGAGCUAAUAUACAAGGAAGUCCUGGAUUGGGAAGAGAGAGCUAGGAACGGUGUGAUUCGGGGUCAACCGGCUCCUUUAGGUGCAGCAGUAACUGAUGGCUCCCAGCCUCAAACCUCCUCCUCAUCGGCUGAUGCUUCCUCCAUGUCCACAGACCCAACACUGCCCUCAGACACAGACAGUAGCCUUGAAACCUCAGCGGGGGCCCUGGGCUGCUGUCGAUGAUUUAGUAGGGAACUAUAAGGAGAUAUGGCAGGGAAGGGUGGAGGGGUAGAGGAACCUCUAGGGUAGCACAAGAUGAUGGCAGGAAGAUGCCACUUGUAUUAUUGUAGAGUAAAUAUUAUUAACCCCUUAGCUACCAGAAACUGCUCUGCAGUCGGGGGUAAGGGGGGGCAAGGUCUAAAAGUUGACUGAGGCACCUUUUAUGUGCUGGUGAGGAGCCACAUAAAUCAAUGUACUUCUUGCCAGGACUAGGUUAAAAAGAGAAAAAAAGGUGUAGUUUUGAUUUUUAUUUUUUUAUUCAUUUUUUUUCCCUUUUGUGUGCUGUAAUUUGAACACUUAAGUGCUGGAGGGUUUGAAAAGCUGCCAUAAAUGUGUUGUAUUUUUAUUUUUUUUCCAUUGUGUGAGGAGUGCAUGGGGGAGGGGGCUUAGUGCUCCAACUUUUUGAGAAAAGGUCACUUUGGUCCUGAUUGUCUUGAAAUUUUUACUUUUUAUUUGACUUUAAUGUUUUUUUCUGUUUCAUUGCUGGUGCUGCUCAUGUUUUCUUUUUCUUUUCGAGUUUUACAGAUCUGUUCCGUAUUCUAAUAAUUUAAAGAUUUUUUUUUCUUUCUUGUAAGCAUUUUAUCCUCACUUGCAUUCAUGCCUCUAGUGCCAGUAAACCAAAGGGAGGCACUGCUUCUACCCACUUUCCGUUGUGUGAUAUUUCCUGUGCUUUUGAGGUGUUGGUGCAUCAAACCUUGCUGAACCUGGAAAGUUGGGUCGUCAUUUGUCUGUCUGAGUUUCCACAGGAAUGGAAUGUUCAGAGGCCAAUCCUCCUCCUGACUACGCUUACAGAAUGCAGUUUUAGUAUCUAUUACUGAUGAACAUGGCAAGCGGUUCUCUCCAUUAGCAUUUGAGUACAAAUACUAAAUGUCGGCAGUGCUUCUUUUAGUGUUAAUGUCAGGACAUCCCUUCUAUCCCAUCUCUCUUCCCAGUGUGGUUUACAGACUGUUUGGCCUCACUGUAUUCUCUGUGGCCAACGCUCCAAUGAAAAGGAAUGCUUAACUGACAUACAAUUCAGUGCUCACACUAACACUUGACAGAUAUACCCCCUCUGGUGCUAGGGAGCCCUUCAGCAUACUAUAACAAUCUGGAGGCUGUGGCAGCACGGGGUUGACGUUGGGCUUAUCAAAAAAACAAAAACAAACAUCUUUUAUUACUCUCAGGAACCUGAACAAAUUGUUGGAUGGAAGCAGACAUUUUUUGUGUGUGUGUGUGUGUGUGGAAAUGCAGGUUAUUUAUGUUUCUUUUUAUUUUUUCCUCUUCGUUAUUCAGGGUUGAGUAAAAAAAAAAUCUUAAAAUGAUCAUAUUGCUUUGAAUAGGUUAGUAGAGUUAAGGGCUUGGCUGAACUGUGAGAAUGAUUACACCCUCCCUGUCACACCUACAGUAUACGUAGACCACGUUUUGCAUUUCCCACGGCCGGCCUGCCAUGGAGGAGCAAUCCUUGAUAUAGUUAUUCUCACCCCGACCCCCCCCCCCGUCUAGAUGCACCAUAUCACUGCUUGUUAAUUCCUCUUCUGUUUACAUUAGCAGUGCAGAUCAAUCAUGCAGCCCAGUGUGUGUUAUUCCUGCUGAUGACAGCUGUGGUAACCCACAGACACUAGAGCAGCACAGCCAUUUAUAUGAUCACCGACUCAUAAUAAAAGAUCAAUGUUGGGUAAAA
This is a messenger RNA of Pseudophryne corroboree (corroboree frog), 3251 nucleotides long. RefSeq names its product mitogen-activated protein kinase 8. The record is from RefSeq and is a predicted model, not a curated record. Gene Ontology annotation, biological process: positive regulation of apoptotic process; JNK cascade; response to mechanical stimulus. The transcript is spliced from 12 exons. Lineage: Eukaryota; Metazoa; Chordata; Amphibia; Anura; Myobatrachidae. Gene Ontology annotation, molecular function: JUN kinase activity; ATP binding. Gene Ontology annotation, cellular component: nucleus; cytoplasm. The coding region runs from base 275 to 1555 and encodes 426 amino acids.